Messenger RNA from Cydia fagiglandana, 467 nucleotides. RefSeq names its product chorion class A protein L11-like. The coding region runs from base 43 to 405 and encodes 120 amino acids. Lineage: Eukaryota; Metazoa; Arthropoda; Insecta; Lepidoptera; Tortricidae. The record is from RefSeq and is a predicted model, not a curated record. The transcript has 2 exons.
UCGAACAUAGUUUUUUCGUCCUUCGAAUAAACAACUUCAACCAUGUCUCCUUACACCGUGUUGGUCCUCUGCAUCCAAAUCUGCCUGAUCCAGUCAGUGAUGAGCCAGCGCUGCUGCGGCUCCAGCAUCGGCUCCGGGUCCAGCAUCGGCUACGGUUCCAGCAUCGGCUACGGUUCCAACAUCGGCUCCGGCUCCAGCAUCGGCUACGGUUCCAGCUCCGGCAACAGCGGCUCGUACGGCGGGCAGGGCUGCGGGGUGGUGAGCGCGGACGGCACCAUCGACGCGUGCGGCACCACCUGCGUCACCGGCGCCGUGCCCGUGCUCGGCUCCGUCUCCUUCGGCGGCUGCGCGCCCGCCUGCGGCUCCGUCUCUAUCUGCGGACAGUGCGGAUGCGGUUGCAACUAAAUAGUUCUACCGUGAUGAACCACACUGCAUUUCAAUAAUACAAUAAACGCUUUAUGGCUAAA